AUGCUGCCUCCGAAAAUUCUGUACAGUCUAGAUCCCAACUAUGCCGAGAUUGACCCCUGCGAGGACUUCGAGCAAUAUGUCUGUGGGGGCUGGAGAGAACGGCACGAUCUGCGGCUUGACCAGGGCUCCAUGUUUACUGGGACUCUCAUGGCUGAAGCAGCUCAGAUGCGCCUUCGGCACAUUUUGGAAUCCACAAGUGUCCCCGAAGCUGCUGAUGAAGAGAACCUUAGGAAAUUGAAAUCCGCUUACAAUGCUUGCUUGGACGAAGCCGUGAUCAGCAAACGUGGUAGCGAGCCAUUGGAUGCUUUGCUUGCUCAACUCGACGAUAUCUAUUCUGCAGAGUCAACUGCGGUUGGUUCGGAUGUCAAUAUCACUGACGCAGUAUUGUUUCUCAUGAAUUCUGGCGUUACGGCGCUGGUAGAAAUGGGCCCAGGUGCGAAGCCCGAUGAUCGUGACCCGGACAAAAUUGUUAUCUCUGUCGGCCCGCCAGACGAGAUUGGGCUCCCGGUCAGGGAGUAUUACAACAGCUCCCAGACAGUGUCCGAGUACACAAGAGUGUUGAAAGAAGUUCUUGGGAACUUUGUCGGACAGGACAAACGAGUCUCUGUUGAGGAUAUUGUUCUGUUUGAAUGGAAGCUAGCAAAUGCAACACCAGAUGCUCAGACCUUGCAGGAUGUGGAGAAGUACUACAACCCACGCAAUCUUGACCAAGUCGAAUCUAUGCUGCCACAGAUCUCUUUAUCUACCAUUGUUUCCAUGCUUUCCCCUGCCGGCUUCAAACCCGAUCGCCUGAUUGUUUCUUCGCCUUCGUAUAUGGAGUCCCUGUCGACUAUUCUGAGAGAUACCCCUAGGAAGACUGUUCAUCACUUCUUCAAAUGGAAGAUCAUCCAGGUGUAUGUGGACCAGAUAGAGGACGCCAAGAUUACGGCCCUGCGCGAGUUUUCCAACAAGCUAGCCGGCAAAGACCCCAAAGCUACAACCGAGCGGUGGAGAACGUGUAUCAGGUCGUUGGAUCGAGGACUCAGCUGGAGUCUCAGUCGAUUCUAUGUUCUCGAUGCCUUUUCUGAAGCGUCCAAGGAACUGGGCGAUCAAAUUAUUCUGGAUAUUAAGCAACGAUUUGUGAACAUCCUACAUCAAACUAGUUGGAUGUCGCCGGAUGUACGGAAACUCAGUAUUGAGAAAGUCGACAACAUUGUCCAAAAGAUCGGAUACCCUACCAAGAGUCCCAACGUGAUGGACCCAGCGGACAUCGAGAGGUAUUACCACGACCUUCAUAUCUCCAAUGAGACAUUCUUUGAGAACGAAAUGGCUAUCGCGAAGUUUGACCUUCACCGAGCCUGGUCGAAGUUGGGCAAGCCCACUGACCGAAACGAAUGGGGAAUGAGUGCACCAACUGUGAACGCCUACUACAAUCCUCCCUUGCAGGAGAUCGUAUUCCCCACCGGUAUUAUGCAGCCGCCAGUAUUCUACGGACCAUCUGCACCCUUGUAUCUCGCCUACGGAGCGUUUGGUGCUGUGAGUGGGCAUGAACUUUCCCACGCUUUCGAUUCGACUGGUCGGCACUAUGAUCAGACUGGGAACUACACCGACUGGUGGGACGCUAAAACAGUCCAAGGUUUUGAAGAUCGCGCGCAGUGCUUCGUCGAUCAAUACUCAAAUUUCACCGUUCUAGGAGAGAAUGGAGAGCCCCUCCAUGUGAACGGGCGCCUUACUCUAGGCGAGAACAUUGCAGAUGCUGGAGGCAUAGGAGCCGCAUUUCAGGCAUGGAAGAAGAGAGACGAAGCGUCGCCGGAUGCUCACCUCCCCGGCCUUUCCAACUUUAGCAAGGAGCAGCUGUUUUUCAUCGCCUAUGGGAACUGGUGGUGUGCUAAGACGACCAAGGAAGCCGCCAUUCAGGCUAUCUAUACUGACCCCCACGCUCCUAAGUUUGCAAGAAUUAUUGUGAGUUGA
This is a messenger RNA of Aspergillus fumigatus Af293, 1950 nucleotides long. The record is from RefSeq and is a predicted model, not a curated record. NCBI's taxonomy places the organism in Eukaryota, Fungi, Ascomycota, Eurotiomycetes, Eurotiales, Aspergillaceae.